Molecule: messenger RNA, 2049 nt
Organism: Cinclus cinclus
Lineage: Eukaryota; Metazoa; Chordata; Aves; Passeriformes; Cinclidae
Gene: PRKCH
Product: protein kinase C eta
Exons: 14
Coding region: 1-2049 (682 amino acids)
Biological process (GO): protein phosphorylation
Molecular function (GO): diacylglycerol-dependent serine/threonine kinase activity; ATP binding
Source: RefSeq, a predicted model, not a curated record
AUGUCCGGAGCCAUGAAGUUCAGCGGGUACCUGAAGGUGCGGAUCGGGGAGGCGGUGGGGCUGCAGCCCACCCGCUGGUCCCUCCGGCACUCGCUCUUCCGCAAGGGCUACCAGCUCCUGGAUCCCUAUGUCACCGUCAGCGUGGACCAGGUGCGCGUGGGGCAGACCAGCACCAAGCAGAAGACCAACAAACCCACCUACAACGAGGAGUUCUCGGCCACGGUCACCGACGGCCAUCAGAUCGAGCUCUCCGUCUUCCACGACACCCCCAUCGGCUACGAUGACUUCGUGGCCAACUGCACCUUGCACUUCCAGGACCUGCUGCGCUCCGCCGCCCCCAGCGACACCUUCGAGGGCUGGGUGGAUUUGGAGCCAGAAGGCAAAGUGUUUGUUGUCAUAACUCUUACAGGAAACUUCACAGAAGGGACUCUGCAGAGGGACAGGAUCUUCAAGAACCUCACUCGGAAGCGGCAGCGGGCGAUGCGACGGCGGGUGCACCAGGUGAACGGGCACAAGUUCAUGGCCACCUACCUGAGACAGCCCACCUACUGCUCUCACUGCAGGGAGUUCAUCUGGGGCGUGUUUGGGAAGCAGGGAUACCAGUGCCAAGUGUGCACCUGUGUUGUUCACAAGCGCUGCCAUCACCUCAUUGUCACAGCUUGCACGUGCCAAAACAAUACUAACAAGAACGAUCUCAAGGUGACUGAACAGAGGUUUGGGAUCAACAUUCCUCAUAAAUUCAGCGUCCACAACUACAAAGUCCCGACGUUCUGUGACCACUGCGGCUCCUUGCUCUGGGGGAUCAUGAGACAGGGUUUACAGUGUAAAAUCUGUAAAAUGAACGUCCACAUCCGAUGCCAAGCAAAUGUUGCUCCAAACUGUGGGGUCAACUCAGCAGAGCUUGCAAAAACCUUGGCCUGCAUGGGUCUGCAACCAGGAAGCAUUUCCCCAAAUUCAAAACUGGUUUCUAGAUCUACGUUGAAACAUCAGGGAAAAGGCAGCCCAAAGGAUGGCAACAGCAUUAGUGAAAGUUCAGCAAGCAAACUUGGGAUCAAAGACUUAACCUUCCUUCGUGUAUUGGGAAAAGGAAGCUUUGGAAAGGUGAUGCUUGCCAAGAUGAAAGAGAGUGGGCAGCUGUAUGCAGUGAAGGUGCUGAAGAAGGAUGUCAUUCUCCAGGAUGAUGAUGUUGAAUGCACCAUGACUGAGAAACGCAUCCUAUCCUUAGCCAGGAACCACCCCUUCCUCACCAAGCUCUACUGUUGCUUCCAGACUCCUGAUCGCCUGUUCUUUGUGAUGGAGUUUGUCAAUGGUGGGGACUUGAUGUUCCACAUCCAGAAGUCACGGCGCUUCGACGAAGAUCGGGCCCGGUUCUACGCUGCAGAAAUUAUUUCAGCCCUCAUGUUUCUCCAUGGAAGAGGCAUCAUUUACCGGGACUUGAAGCUGGACAACGUGCUGCUGGACUACGAGGGGCACUGCAAGCUGGCAGACUUUGGAAUGUGCAAAGAGGGCAUCCACGAUGGCAUCACCACAGCAACCUUCUGUGGCACGCCAGACUACAUUGCUCCAGAGAUCCUGCAGGAGAUGCUGUAUGGCCCUGAUGUGGACUGGUGGGCCAUGGGGGUGCUGCUGUACGAGAUGCUGUGCGGCCACGCGCCCUUCGAGGCUGAGAACGAGGACGAUCUCUUCGAGGCCAUUCUGAAUGAUGAAGUUGUCUACCCAACGUGGCUCCAGCAGGAUGCAGUGGCAAUCCUCAAAGCGUUCAUGACCAAGAACCCCACGAUGCGGCUGGGCAGCCCCGGGCUGGGCGGCGAGAGCGCGAUCCUGCGGCACCCCUACUUCAAGGAGCUGGACUGGGACCUGCUGAACCAGCGGCAGAUGGAGCCCCCCUUCAGGCCCCGCAUUAAAUCCAAAGAUGACGUGAGCAACUUUGAUCCAGAUUUUAUAAAAGAGGAGCCCAUCCUGACCCCCAUUGAAGAAGGGAUCCUUCCAAUGAUAAACCAAGAUGAAUUUAGAAACUUUUCCUUCACCAGCCCAGAACUGCAGCAGUAG